AUGCUUCUCAGGUGGCCGAACCAAAGACUUCGAAUCCAAUUAAUCCUCAUCGUACCAUAUGCAAUCAAAACCAAAUCCGUUCAAGGGCUUAUCCGAAGGUCAGGAGCCAUAGAAGAUUCGCCCACAGAUGGAUACGCUCCUACCUUUGUUACUUGUCCCGCUAACUUUACUGUAAGACAACCAUCAGGAAAAACUUUUGUUGGUGAAAAAGAAUCAGCAUACGUGAAUGAAAAAGCAUCAAGAUCUAACCCAGCAUGGCGAUCAUACCUAACAAGAGCCCAACUUGAUGAUUUCGACAUAGAAUCAUUCCUACCAUCUAACCCAAUUCCAGGAGAAACAUUACCAAAUAUCGGAUUAGCUAUCAGUGGUGGUGGAAUCAGAGCUUUACUUGGUUGUGCUGGCGUUUUGAAUGCGUUUGAUGAUAGGAAUGAACAAGCUAAUCUUGCUGGUACAGGUGGUGUUUUACAAUUAUCUAAUUAUAUCACUGGAUUAUCUGGAGGUUCAUGGUUAAUAGGCUCAUGGGCCACGAGUGAUUUUCCAACGUUCACAUCUUUAAAUGAAUCAAUUUGGAAUCUAACAGAAAAGAAUAGUUACGCAAGUUGGAAUUCAAUUAAACGUUAUCCGAAAGCUAUCAAACAAGCUGAACUGAAACACAAAGCUGGAUUUCCUUCAAGCUUAGCAGAUGUUCAAGCUUAUAUCCUCUCUCACCAUCUCAUUAACGAUACACAUCACGGCACAAAAGUUUUAUUUUCAUCAAUUCGAAAUACUACUGGAUACAAAAAUUACACGGCUCCAUUCCCAAUCUUACUCUCUACAUCAAGACACCAAGGAAAAUCAACUAUUGAUCUCAACACUACAAUCUACGAAUUUAGUCCAGAAGAAUUUGGUGUAAAUCAUCCAUCAUUAAAUGCAUAUAUUCCAAUAGAUUAUUUAGGGUCUCAUCUGAACUCUGGUAAACCUAUUUCAAACGAUUCUUGCGCUCUUGGAUUCGAUAAUGCUGGAUGGGUAAUUAGUGCAAGUAGUAAUGUUUUAAGUCAACCUGGUGUUUCUGGAUCUUUCUCAUGGCAAACGAUAGAAACUGAAGCGUAUAAUACUAUGACACGAAAUAUUUAUGAUGAAGCAAUUGUACCUAACCCAUUCUACAAACUCCAAGAAGAAAAUAGCACCUUUAUGUACGAAGAUCAGAAUCAAAAAGACUUGUAUCUUGCUGAUGGUGGAUGGGGAGGAGAGGUUGUACCAUUUUGGCCACUCUUACAACCUGAUCGAAAGCUUGAUGCAAUCAUUGCAAUAGAUUAUGUUGCUGAUGGCCCUAGUAUGUAUCAUGGAGCUUGUGAGUAA
Messenger RNA from Melampsora larici-populina 98AG31, 1338 nucleotides. RefSeq lists its product as uncharacterized. The transcript has 12 exons. The record is from RefSeq and is a predicted model, not a curated record. Gene Ontology annotation, cellular component: cytosol. Gene Ontology annotation, molecular function: A2-type glycerophospholipase activity. Gene Ontology annotation, biological process: glycerophospholipid catabolic process. Bases 1 to 1338 code for a protein of 445 amino acids. NCBI's taxonomy places the organism in Eukaryota, Fungi, Basidiomycota, Pucciniomycetes, Pucciniales, Melampsoraceae.